AUGCUCUUCGACAAGAAUCUUUCCAUUUCCUUCUCCUCCAUGGCGUCAGUUCCAGUUCCGCGUGCUCCGCUUCCUCCGCCGGUGGUUCCCCAGAUAUACUUUUCCUUCAUCCUCUCGAAGUCGGCUCCGUGUGCUCGAAUCAGUGCUCAAGCAGUUCAUUUCAACUCAUCUCUAUCUUCUUCGUCUCCAAUCAAUGCUCCUCUGGAGAGCUCAGUAGAGAGGACUGUAAUUCCCAGCUCUUCUCCCACAGAUCUGUGGGUAGCAAAAGUUAAAGCGUCCUUUCAGCCUCUCUCCAACUUUCGAGGCCGACAGAACUCCUUCAGUGGUCGCACCCGAUUCAAUUACUCUUGGGUAAAGCAUCAUUCCACAAGAAUCUAUAUGAUCUAUAUUCCUUGUCCGGUCAUUAGACAAUGGGUUUUGGAUGUUGCGUUCGGGCAUUCAGAGAAUUGUUCUUUCAUCCUAUCACUUUGGAAACCUUCUCUGGAUCUGUCUCCUAUGAAGCUGGUUCAUGCUCCCUUUUGGGUUCUUUUUCGCAAGGUUCCACGAGAGUUGUGGUCUAUAGAAGGAUUUAGUACCAUAGCCUCUGGAGGGAUCUCUGUUCAUUCGGAGCUCUCGUCCUUGAAGCCUUAUUCUAAUGGAAUAAUUAAGCUAAAGGUGGUAAUUGACUUGGAGAAAAACAGGCCUGAUACGGUGAAAAUCACAGAUAAGUUUGGUAAUAUGGUUCAGGUUUCUGCUGAAUUUCCGAGACUUCCUCCAAAAUGCGGCCGUUGUUGUGAGUUCGGACAUCUGGUUCACCAAUGCCCUGCUUCUUUUCCUAGACAGGAGUCCGCAGAUGUGGCUAAGGCAGGAGAAUUUGUGGAACCUGCUGUCGUUGAGAGUCCAGUUUUGAGUCGUGUAGUAGAUCCUACCUCUCCGAUUCAGGGUCCAUUUGUGGAAAAGGUUUUAUCUGAGGGUGAUGCUGCUUCUUCUACGCUUAUUGUUCGUGUUGCUCUUCAGCAAAGUAAAACCUUGUCAUCACCCCAAGUCAGGAAGAGUGUUGAUCCGUCUUCGGGAGGUUGGCUCCGUGGAGGGAAAAUAUCAAAAGUCAGACCUUCGACUUCAUCUGCUUCAAAUUCGCUCUUAAAUAAUUUCAAGCUUCCGGUGACUUCUUCCCAAUUCACUGAAGAGGAGGAACUAAUCAAAGCAGCUCAAAAAAUCUUGAGGAACAUGAUUGUAAGUCUUGAGAUGGAUCAUCAACCUCCUAAGUCGGCUGCUGCUAGGAGACAUGCUAGGAAGCGUCAAACACAUAAACUUCUUUUGCUAUCACUCUCUGGAUCUGAGGGUGAAGAAGUUGAUGUUGGAAACUAUCAAAAGUCUCGUUUUGCUUGUGAAUCAAAUAUUGGAUCAGCUACAGCUGGAUUAGCGCAUGUGCGCUCUGUCCAGUCUGCUUUAGCUUAG
Messenger RNA from Microthlaspi erraticum, 1437 nucleotides. The record is from the annotation of a GenBank genome assembly. NCBI's taxonomy places the organism in Eukaryota, Viridiplantae, Streptophyta, Magnoliopsida, Brassicales, Brassicaceae.